CCUCCGUAGCUUCUUGUUGCAGCCUCGUCCUGCGGCCAGCUCCACUCAUCCGUUCGUCCGCUCCAGCAGGCAUGGUGGGCACGUCCCCGCUUUAAGUUGGCGUCCUCUUGCGUGGACAUUGAGCGUCACCGUUGUUGCUGUCCCGUGGGUUCCAUGUGCGGGGGAGGGGGGCGCCAUGGCCAGUCCGAGUGAACAGCAGCAGCAGCAGCAGCAGCAGCAGGAUUAUUUCCGAUCGGUGAGCAGCGAGUCCACAACCUACAUGAUGGUUCCGACCGGGGGGCCCAGCGGCGGCGCGGGUCGGCGGGAAGCGCCAUCCAAGAUGUGGGUGGCCCUGGUGGUGGCGGUAGUGGUGGUGCUGCAGGUGGCUUCCACCACGGGGCUCUUUGUCUACCUGAACAUGUCUAUCUCGCAGGUGCGCAGUCAGGGGGUGACGGAGGAGCUCAAAUGUCUGACUUUACUCAACGCUCUGGACCAGGACAUCCCCGAGCAGCUGGCCAAGCUCCUGGGAGAACCUUGCAUCAAACUCGCCAAAGGCAUCAAAGCCUACAUCUCCAAGGUGACUGAGAACAUCAUCUCCAAACAAACCUUCAUGGUGGCCAGAACCAUGCCUCGCUCUUUCAACAACUCGGGCUCAAAAUUCUUGAGCUCAGUUGUCCAAAGGCCUUCGGCCCACUUGACCCUACAGGACAACAAGUCACAAGGCUACCCUCAAGCGGGACUGCACCAGUCCUGCCGCCACAUGGUGCGCUCGUGGGCCAAUAGGAGCUUGGGCGCUCACCUGCACAACAUGACUCUCAGCAACGGCAGGCUGCGAGUUCCCCAGGACGGCCGCUACUACCUGUACUCGCAGGUUUACUUCCGCUACCCGUCGCCCGCUACCGGUGACGUGGACCAGCGCAGCGUCAGCCACCAGCUGGUGCAGUGCGUCUACAAGAAGACCUCCUACCCCAGCCCCAUCCAGCUUCUCAAGGGGGUCGGCACCAAGUGUUGGGCGCCCGACGCCGAGUACGCCCUCCACUCCGUCUAUCAAGGGGGACUCUUUGAGCUGAGGGCUGGCGACGAACUUUUUGUCUCGGUCUCGUCGCCGACUAUGCUCAACGCGGACGAUUCUUCCAGCUACUUCGGGGCCUUCAGACUCGACCUUUGAGGGCCUGUGUGACGGAGGAGCCCGUAGAACUAAUUGGAGAAGGACUACGGUCCGGAGGAUGAGUUUCUCGCAUCGCUCGGAGGGAUGCGCGGAAACACUCGACCAGCGAGGGACUCUGAGGGUGAAAAGGCGGGACAAAGUCCGAACAACUUCUUUGAGCCAAAGCAAACCACUAAAGGAGCAGAAGAUGCAAGGCUGCUGAUGAACAAUGUUUAAAUCCUCCAGGAAGGAUUCUUUAAAAAAAAAAAUUAUAAGCAAAAAUGGGUCUGCUGCUUGUCUUGUGAGGGAAUCCUAAAUUUUGGACUCCGGACCGAAGAAUGUACAGACUAUAAAACGUUGAAGGAAUGCAGAGGAGAAAUCACACGUGCAAGGACUAUUGUGUACAGACAAAUCAGUGAAGGGUGGAGAUAUGAAAAGUCAUCCAUGUCGACUUUUAAUUUGACCGUUUAAACCCACUGGGAACUUUUUAAGGGAGGACAGUGAAGAAGAGGAGGAGGAGGAGGAGGAGACUGAGCCAGAUGAUGAAGGGAAAAAAAACUAGGUCGAGGCUCACCAGCAGCCAGACCAGUUUAGCCUUGUCUUUCUCUUUCCCAUGUAAAUAGUAACAACGCCAAACCUGGUCUUUCCUGCAUAACCUGCAAAGCCCAGCGUGGAACAUUUGCACAAGUUUCAUCAAAGUUUACAUUUUCUACACAAAUCAAACCCUUGGACCAUGUCCAGUACUCAAUAAAGCAAAAUAAUGUGUUGAAAA
Messenger RNA from Syngnathus acus (greater pipefish), 1898 nucleotides. It is a transcript of the gene tnfsf10l, whose product is annotated as TNF superfamily member 10, like. Gene Ontology annotation, cellular component: membrane. The record is from RefSeq and is a predicted model, not a curated record. The transcript is spliced from 7 exons. Gene Ontology annotation, biological process: immune response. Lineage: Eukaryota; Metazoa; Chordata; Actinopteri; Syngnathiformes; Syngnathidae. The coding region runs from base 176 to 1147 and encodes 323 amino acids. Gene Ontology annotation, molecular function: tumor necrosis factor receptor binding.